GGUCCCUGGGGCUUCCUUCACCUCUCUCUGUGCUCCCACAGGAGUCCCCAGCACUCAGGAUGGCGCCCAAGGCGGCCGCCCUUGUCCUGGUUCUCCUUGCGAUCUCAGGCUCCCGGGCUGAUGUGAACCCUGACGAGGUGGCCGGCGUGAUCUGGAAGUACUUCACGGAGCUGGGCAACAAUGCCAAGGACACGGCGGACCAGCUGCACCAGACCGAGAUCAGCAAGCAGCUCAACACCCUGCUGAAGAGCAACCUGCAGAGCGUCAGCGCCUACGCCGAGGACCUGCAGCAGCGCCUGGUGCCCUUCGCGGUGGAGCUGAAGGCGCGGCUGGCGCAGGACUCAGAGCGCCUGAAGGAGCAGAUCCGGCGGGAGCUGCAGGAGCUGCACGCCAAGCUGGCGCCCUACGCCGACGAGGUGCACCAGCAGAUCGGCACCAACAUCCGAGAGCUGCAGGCCAAGAUGAGCCCGUACGCCGAGGAGCUGCGCUCGCAGGUGGACCGCAGCACCAGCGAGCUGAAGCAGGCGCUGGAGCCCUACGCGGCCGAGCUGCGGGAGCGGCUGCAGGACAACGCCGAGAGCAUCCAGGCCUCGCUGAGCCCCUACGCCGACCGCCUGCAGCAGCAGAUCGACGGCGGCGUGGAGAGCGUCAAGCAGCGGCUGUCGCCCAUGGCGGACGAGCUGAAGGCGCAGGUGGAGCAGAGCGUGGCCGAGCUGCGGCGCGGGCUCAGCCCCUACGCGCAGGAGGUGCGGGACGGCCUCAACCGGCAGCUGGAGAGCCUGAGCGCGCAGAUGGAGCGGGCGACCGAGGAGCUGCGCGCCCGCCUGGCCGCCAGCUCCGAGGAGCUGCGCGCCCAGCUGAGCCCGCUGGCCCGGGAGCUGCGGGAGGCGGCGAGCGGCGACGCCGAGAGCCUGCGGCAGCGCCUGCAGCCCCUGGCGCAGCAGCUGGAGCAGCGCCUGGGGCAGAGCCUGGAGACCUUCCGGCAGCAGGCGGCUCCCUUCGGAGAGACCUUCGGGCAGCAGCUGGUGCAGCGGCUGGAGGAGAUGCGCGGCAAGCUGGACUCGGGCGCGGCCGGCGUGGAGGAUCACCUGGAGCUGCUGGAGAAGGAGGUGCGGGAGAAGGUGGCCGCUUUCCUCAGCACCGCCGCGCCCCCGCAGAAUUAAACCGCCCCGCCAGCCACACACGUUCCAAGCGUUCCUGGCCACUUGCAGUGGCAGAAAUAAAUCUUGUGAUGCA
Messenger RNA from Haemorhous mexicanus (house finch), 1236 nucleotides. It is a transcript of the gene APOA4, whose product is annotated as apolipoprotein A4. Gene Ontology annotation, cellular component: extracellular region. The transcript is spliced from 3 exons. NCBI's taxonomy places the organism in Eukaryota, Metazoa, Chordata, Aves, Passeriformes, Fringillidae. The record is from RefSeq and is a predicted model, not a curated record. Gene Ontology annotation, molecular function: lipid binding. The coding region runs from base 60 to 1163 and encodes 367 amino acids. Gene Ontology annotation, biological process: lipid transport; lipoprotein metabolic process.